Messenger RNA from Aspergillus ibericus CBS 121593, 1806 nucleotides. Its product is annotated as dihydrolipoyl dehydrogenase. Gene Ontology annotation, molecular function: dihydrolipoyl dehydrogenase (NADH) activity; flavin adenine dinucleotide binding. Bases 145 to 1689 code for a protein of 514 amino acids. Gene Ontology annotation, cellular component: oxoglutarate dehydrogenase complex; mitochondrion. Lineage: Eukaryota; Fungi; Ascomycota; Eurotiomycetes; Eurotiales; Aspergillaceae. The record is from RefSeq and is a predicted model, not a curated record. The transcript has 4 exons.
UUUUAACCACCUGAACCCGUCUCCUUCCACCCGCAAUUGCCCCCUCCCCUCUCCUCCGUUGCUUGUUCACUGGGAGGAUUGGUUGUCUGCUGCCUUUUAUAACACCUCCGACUUUUUCCUUGGCCUUUUCUCCUCCUUUUCACCAUGUUCCGGAGUCUUUUGCCGCGGGCGACGCCGCGGGCUGUCCUCCGCUCUGCCGGUCCUAAGGCCGUCCCUACCAACUUUGUCGCUGCUCCCUCUCUCGCCGUCUUCGGACGCUCACAACGUGGCUAUGCCUCUGAAUCAGGCGAGCACGAUCUUGUUAUCAUCGGUGGUGGUGUCGCUGGAUACGUUGCUGCUAUCAAGGCCGGUCAGGAGGGCCUGAAGACCGCAUGUAUCGAGAAGCGUGGCCGUCUGGGUGGUACUUGCCUGAACGUCGGCUGUAUCCCCUCGAAAUCCCUGCUGAACAACUCCCACCUCUACCACCAGAUCCUCCACGACACGAAAAAGCGCGGUAUCGAGGUCGGUGAUGUCAAGCUCAACCUCGAGCAGAUGAUGAAGGCCAAGGACACCUCCGUGGAGGGCCUGACCAAGGGUAUCGAGUUCCUGUUCAAGAAGAACGGCGUCGACUACUUCAAGGGUACUGGUGCCUUCGUUGACCAGAACACCGUCAAGGUCAACCUCCUUGAGGGUGGUGAGCAGACUCUGCGCGGCAAGAACAUCCUCAUUGCCACCGGUAGUGAGGCUACCCCCUUCCCCGGCCUCAACAUCGAUGAGAAGAGAAUCAUCACCAGCACUGGUGCUCUCUCCCUGAAGGAGGUCCCCAAGAAGAUGAUUGUCAUCGGUGGUGGUAUCAUUGGUCUGGAAAUGGCCUCCGUUUGGUCCCGCCUCGGUGCUGAGGUUACCGUCGUUGAGUUCCUGAACCAGAUCGGUGGUCCCGGUAUGGAUGCCGACAUCGCCAAGCAGGCUCAGAAGAUCCUCCAGAAGCAGGGUAUCAAGUUCAAGACCGGCACCAAGGUUGUCAAGGGUGAUGACAGCGGUGCUAAUGUCGCUCUUAACGUCGAGUCCGCCAAGGGUGGCAAGGAGGAGACCCUCGACGCGGAUGUCGUCCUCGUCGCCAUCGGUCGUCGCCCCUACACCGAGGGUCUUGCCCUGGAGAACGUCGGCAUUGAGAAGGACGACCGCGGCCGUCUGGUCAUCGACCAGGAGUACCGCACCAAGAUCCCCCACAUCCGCGUGAUCGGUGACUGCACUUUCGGACCCAUGCUUGCCCACAAGGCCGAGGAGGAGGCCGUCGCUGCCAUCGAGUACAUCAAGAAGGGUUACGGCCACGUCAACUACGGCUGCAUCCCCAGCGUCAUGUACACCCACCCCGAAGUCGCCUGGGUUGGCCAGAACGAGCAGGAGGUCAAGGCCGCCGGCGUCAAGUACCGCGUCGGAACCUUCCCCUUCAGCGCCAACUCCCGUGCCAAGACCAACCUCGAGACUGAGGGUCAGGUCAAGUUCAUCGCCGAUGCUGAGACCGACCGUGUCCUCGGUGUCCACAUCAUUGGCCCCAACGCCGGCGAGAUGAUCGCCGAGGCCACCCUGGCUGUUGAGUACGGUGCCUCCUGCGAGGACAUUGCCCGCACCUGCCACGCUCACCCUACCCUGGCUGAGGCCUUCAAGGAGGCUGCCAUGGCCACCUACUCCAAGGCCAUCCACUUCUAAGCACCCUGCCAUGAACCACGCCAUCCUGUAUCUUCCCUCUAGUCUAGCUCCGCUAGCCAAUCCCGUGUAGCAUUGACAUCAUUAUAUUUCCUUUGUUGGUUGUGUAUCCAGAUUUAC